Messenger RNA from Oppiella nova, 800 nucleotides. Lineage: Eukaryota; Metazoa; Arthropoda; Arachnida; Sarcoptiformes; Oppiidae. The record is from the annotation of a GenBank genome assembly.
UCAAAUAUUGGAAAGUGAUAUCGCAUUCAUUAUAACUGUAAAUGAGUUACAAACUAGAAGUGUGUGUUGACUCAAUUGAGUCCAUAGUGUCCGCUAAUAAUGCCGGUGCUCAUCGUAUUGAACUCUGCAGUGCUUUAGAAAUAGGGGGUCUGACGCCUACUAUAGGUUUAGUAAAGCAAACACAAGAGUUAUGUCCAAAACUACCCAUUUAUGCGAUGAUUCGGCCCCGAAGUGGAGACUUCUGUUACUCCGACAAUGAGAUCCUUAUAAUGCAAAAAGAUAUUCAAAUAUUGAAGUCUAAUGGCGUGAAUGGGUUUGUGUUCGGGAUAUUAAAAACAGAUGGAACUAUAGAUACAAAGAAUUGCAAACUUCUAAUUGAGACCGCAGCACCACUUGAAUGCACUUUCCAUAGAGCAUUUGACGUGAUAAGUGACGCCAAAGAAUCACUCGAAGAGGUUAUAAGACUGGGAUUCACUCGUAUUCUGACGAGCGGUCAGUCAAAUACAGCGGCCAAUGGAGUGGAGAACAUCGGAAAACUGGUGGAAUGGGCUCAACACAGGAUCUCCAUAAUGGCCGGCGCGGGGGUUACCGAAGACAACGUGGAAUUCAUUAUAAACAAGACUAAAGUCCGGGAAUUGCAUUCAUCGGCCAGUCAUGUGAAGCGAUCGCAAAUGACUUACCACAACAAGUCUGUGUCGAUGGGCGCCAACACUGCCGACGAAUACAGUCUUAAAGUGGUUUCAGAAGAAAAGGUCCGCAAAAUGAUUGAAAUUUUGAAUAAACAUAAAUGAAUUGCUGAG